UAAAUUUACAGUAGAUGGAAAGAGAGAGGAGGAGUCCGCAAACCGAAGGUAAAAAAAAGAAACAGUGGAAUUACGUGAGUCACGCAAGUGGUGAAUACGUGACAUGCUCCAAUACACGCAUGCGUCUCCUUUUAGUAUGUGUGUUUCUAUGUUUAUCAUCUCUGUCUGACCAGUGGCAUGUGUAUGUCGGCAGAGUGGGAAGGUGAGAAGUGGUUGGAGAAUCCAUUGGAUCGGGCUUUCCCAUGUGUUCGUGAGAUAUUGUUCGGGUGUGUUACAUGGGCCGUGAACUGUGGAGGAGAAUUCUCGGUCGUUCAUCGAUUUCGAGAGACACGUACGAGGGCUUGUGUGAGUGGCGACAUUCGCUAUGUGGACGAUGUGGAGAGACUCACAGAGUCAGUGGUUGGUUGGCAGUGAAUGUAGCUGGUUCCUGUGCUGCACGAGACAAACAAAUAGAGUGAGAUAGAUACAUCAGUGACAAAGUCAAUUAUUUUCUCCUUGGGAAGAAGUUCCAAAUCUCGUCUGCGUAUUUUCCCAAUCUUGGGAAUAUCUUUCGGUAACUGGAGAAUUCCAAGAAAGGGCAUUAUAGAGUGGACAGCCAUUUCGCGUCCGCUAGCAAUCCACCGUCCAGCCACGGGUGACUGUGUGUGUGCUGAAGACAAUGAAGCAAGAAUACGGACCCACAUCGUCAUGCCAGGCAGUUCUGCUGUCACGAGCAGAACUUGAACAAAAACUGCGCGAAGCGAGUGAUGAGAUCGACAUUGUGAUGCCGGAGAAUAUCAAAAGUCACGUUUGGAAGUACUUCAGGCCCAUUGUCUAUCGCGGUGUUCGCCAGAACUUUGUGAAGUGCUUGGAUUGCGACAAUGUGUUAGCUUACAAAAGUAAAACAGGCACAGCUAGUCUGUUGCGCCACAAAUGUGAGGGUCGAUGUCGCGAAACCCCUAAUGAGACAGCUAACAGCCAUCGGGCCUCCACUUCAACUGCUUCCUUUCUUCCUGAUCAAUCUCAAGAAAUGGUGGAUGAUGACAGGGAUUCCCAGACCAUGGGUGAUGAUAUUAAAGAUGACAUCACUAUUAAAGAGGAACCAAUAUUUGGCUAUAGCGAUGGCUCAUUCCCUGAACCAGAUGUCAGUAUGGAGGAGUUGGAUGGCAAGGCCGAUCUGAGUUUUAAGCUGCAGAAGCACGAACUGGAAGCCCUUAUUCGUGCCAAUGAUCCCAGCAUCACAGCACGUGAUCCCACCAAGUACAAGAAUCACAUGUGGAAGCAAUUCAAGAUCAUCUACUACAACAGCAUCAGGCAGGAUUUUAUCCGCUGCAUGCACUGUGGCGUAGUGCUGUCGUACAAGAAAAAAACCGGAACGGCAAGUCUGGUCCGACAUAGGUGCAAUAUGAGGGCUCCAUCGAAAUCACCUCCGCGGGUUAUCCAGGGCACUUUAAACUACGCCCCAACGUCCUCCGCAGAUGACAUAACAGAUGCUGAGCAUGCUAAUCGGCAGCAAGCCAUGACGUCAGCCUUGGUGUCGCUGAUGCCACAUUUCCUGGCCAAUUCUGGUCUACGUGGGGAGUCAAAAAUCAUUCCUCCUGGUGAUUUGGCCCAUUUUGCUACGGCUCAGAUAAAAUUUGCCGCCCGGGAUCUCCUGCCACUGGCAUUUUUCCAACAGCCAGGUUUCCAUGAAUUUGCUCAAAUCCUAUUAAAUAUUGGUGCUGAGUACGGGCACCAGAGUAUUGAGAACAUCCUCACAAUGCCCCAAGAAUUGGCAGGAACGCACAUUGAAGCGGUGAUGGCGCAAAUGAAGGAAGAAAUCAAGUCCGUUCUCACCGGCAAUGACAUUUGCGUAUGUCUGGAUCUGUGGCGUCAUCGUGACGACAUGUGCCUCACCGUAGAGGUCUUCCUUAUUGAUGAAAACUUCAUCCUGACUCGGUACAAUCUGGGCUCUCGUGUCCUUCCUGAAGCAAAUGCCCAGAACAUUCGGGUCAUUGUCCAUGAGAUACUCAGUGAGUUUCUCGAUUCCGUCCAGCUCGAAGGUCUAAAAAUGGUGAUCCGGAUGGAAGAUACUGUAAUUCGCGAAGCAUUCCCCAACGUCACUGUGAUGAACUGCAUGUGUGAGAUAUUAAUCCAGGUACUGGAUGAUCUUCUCACUGAAUUUCCCACAUUCCUCAAGUCAAUCGAUGACCUUUCGCACCAUUUGAUGCAACAAGGUGUGGUUUCCUUCAAAGAGAUCCUCGAAGCCAGCUAUCCCACACGAUGGCACAAGUACUUCCGGCUCUUGAAGGCCAUUGCAAAUUUUUCCGAGACCUACCACAGUGAAGAGGACAUUUUCCAAGAGUUUUUCAAUGAAAAACUCGAAACUAUUAUUCAAGUGCUAGAUUUCCUGGAACCCUUCCAACAAUCCCUUGACAGUGUCCGCUCUGAAAGUAACACCACCCUCAAUGAAGUGUACCUGUGGACUAAGAAGUUCCAGCAGAGUGGUCGAAUAUUGCCCAAAAAUGGCGAAUUUGUGGCACACAUCAAAAACAGUGCUAAUGCUUUACUCAAGAAACACUUCACUGUGUCUCAGUAUCACAAAAUAGCCCUAUUCCUUGAUCCCAAUUUCAAGAAUAUGCGUUUCUUGCAUGAAGAUGAGAAGAAUGAUAUUCUAGAUGUUGUACGGCAGAAUCUGGAAACUGUCAUGGGAUCUAGUACUGAUGACAGUUCUUCAGCCAAUAAAUCCAUCAAGAUGAAUCUCAGUGAACCCAUUCCUGGCACUUCAAAUUCAUCACUGAUCAAUUUCAUGGAAUUCAUGGACAAUUCCGUGUCUGAGGAACCCAUUGAGACGGAAAUUAAAACUUACAUGGACAUUCGUCUCACGGAGCCCGUGGAUGUCCUGCAAUUUUGGAAGGGCUUCAAUCAGUGUCCCAGUCUUAAGAAACUGGCUCGCCGUGUGCUCAACAUUCCCGCCACAUCGUCCAGAAGUCGCCAUGUCCUCAGUCCAGACAGUAUUUAUGUGUCGGAGAAGAUUCAGAAUCUGCCCAAGGACGAGAUGAUUCCAUUGCUUUUCCUACGCCAGAACACAGGAUUACACUAAAUAUCCACUAAAUGCUUUUGUAAGACACUCUUCAGGUGCAAGACAUUUUAAUAAACAAUGUGAAUUUCUUUCAAUAA
Phlebotomus papatasi is the source of this 3138-nucleotide messenger RNA. RefSeq lists its product as uncharacterized. The transcript has 2 exons. The record is from RefSeq and is a predicted model, not a curated record. Gene Ontology annotation, molecular function: DNA binding. NCBI's taxonomy places the organism in Eukaryota, Metazoa, Arthropoda, Insecta, Diptera, Psychodidae. The coding region runs from base 659 to 3061 and encodes 800 amino acids.